GCCCAGUCUCCCAAGCUCCUUUGCGGGUAAACAGACAUGGCCGACGAGGGAGAUCACCCGGACGCUGCGCACAACAUGGGCAACCACCUGCCGCUGCUGCCUGCAGAGAGUGAAGAUGAGGAAGAUGAAAUUGAAAUGGAAGUCGAAGACCAGGAUAGUAAAGAAGCCAGAAAACCAAACAUCAUAAACUUUGACACCAGUCUGCCAACCUCACAUACAUAUCUGGGAGCUGAUAUGGAAGAGUUUCAUGGGAGAACUUUACAUGAUGAUGACAGCUGUCAGGUAAUUCCAGUCCUUCCGCAAGUGAUGAUGAUCCUGAUUCCUGGGCAGACGUUACCACUGCAGCUGUCUCAUCCACAAGAAGUCAGCAUGGUGCGGAAUUUAAUUCAGAAAGACAGAACCUUUGCGGUUCUCGCAUACAGUAAUGUGCAGGAAAGGGAAGCCCAGUUCGGAACGACAGCAGAGAUAUAUGCUUAUCGAGAAGAGCAGGAGUUUGGAAUUGAAGUAGUGAAAGUGAAAGCAAUUGGACGGCAGAGGUUCAAGGUCCUUGAACUUAGAACACAGUCAGAUGGAAUUCAGCAAGCUAAAGUGCAAAUUUUGCCAGAGUGUGUGUUGCCGUCAACAAUGUCUGCAGUUCAGCUAGAAUCACUCAAUAAGUGCCAGAUAUUUCCUUCAAAACCUGUCUCUUGGGAAGACCAGUAUUCAUGUAAAUGGUGGCAGAAAUACCAGAAGAGGAAGUUUCACUGUGCAAAUCUGACUUCAUGGCCUCGUUGGCUGUAUUCAUUAUAUGAUGCUGAAACAUUAAUGGAUAGAAUAAAGAAACAGUUACGUGAAUGGGAUGAAAAUCUCAAAGAUGAUUCUCUUCCUGCAAAUCCAAUAGACUUUUCUUACAGAGUAGCUGCUUGUCUUCCUAUUGAUGAUGUGCUGAGAAUUCAACUCCUUAAAAUUGGUAGUGCUAUUCAACGACUUCGCUGUGAAUUAGAUAUCAUGAAUAAAUGUACUUCCCUUUGCUGUAAGCAAUGUCAAGAAACAGAAAUAACAACAAAGAAUGAAAUAUUUAGUUUAUCCUUGUGUGGUCCAAUGGCAGCAUAUGUGAAUCCUCAUGGAUAUGUACAUGAGACACUGACUGUGUAUAAAGCUUCCAACCUGAAUCUGAUAGGUCGGCCUUCUACAGUACACAGCUGGUUUCCUGGGUAUGCAUGGACCAUUGCCCAGUGUAAGAUUUGUGCAAGCCAUAUUGGAUGGAAAUUUACAGCCACCAAAAAAGACAUGUCACCUCAAAAAUUUUGGGGGCUUAACUCGCUCUGCUCUGUUACCCACAAUUCCAGAAACUGAAGAUGAAAUAAGUCCAGACAAAGUAAUAUUAUGUUUGUAAGUUCAUUCAUUGUAGGGAUGACUUCCUAACAAAGUGUAUUCUCAAGUCAGAUCUGCCCCAGACACUAUUGCCUCUGAUGUAUGUGUAUAGUGGUCACAGCAUUUGACUACCUUGUUCAGAGGAUGAAAAAGCAUCACAAAACACACAGUUGGGUUCAGAACUAUCUGCUUUAGUAACUUGGUGCCAUUCAUUAUCCUGUUGAAUGCGUGUCAUUGAGGGUUAGAAAACACGUUUGAGGUGAUGACAAUGGCUGUGGGGAUAAGGGCACCACUGCUCUAAAUGAUUAAUAUUCCAGAAGCUAGGUUGGCAAGCACAAGACAGGCAAGGCAGUGUAUAUUAUUUUGAAAAGAACAAAGUCCUUUUAAUUUUCUUUAGCUUGUCUAAGAUACUGAUUUGUAAAUUUUGAAAAUAUUAAAGAGUAAAAUAAGCAGUUUGAACAGAAAAAAUAGCAUUUUGUGUAUUUGCACUAUUUAUUUGUAAGACUCCUUUAAAUAGUAUAUGUGCAUUUUGCACUUUAAGUUAACAGUAUAUAUAUUUCUGGGAUUAUAGCCUUUAGCAUAUAAAAGUUAAAGUAAUUGAAGGGCAUCUUUAAAUAAAACUGACCAAAACUAA
Messenger RNA from Phodopus roborovskii (desert hamster), 1987 nucleotides. RefSeq names its product cereblon (gene Crbn). Gene Ontology annotation, biological process: protein ubiquitination. NCBI's taxonomy places the organism in Eukaryota, Metazoa, Chordata, Mammalia, Rodentia, Cricetidae. The record is from RefSeq and is a predicted model, not a curated record. The coding region runs from base 37 to 1335 and encodes 432 amino acids. The transcript has 11 exons. Gene Ontology annotation, cellular component: Cul4A-RING E3 ubiquitin ligase complex.